Molecule: messenger RNA, 627 nt
Organism: Cataglyphis hispanica
Lineage: Eukaryota; Metazoa; Arthropoda; Insecta; Hymenoptera; Formicidae
Product: cancer-related nucleoside-triphosphatase homolog
Molecular function (GO): ATP hydrolysis activity
Source: RefSeq, a predicted model, not a curated record
AUGUUACGCACGAUCGGUGAAUUCCGACGUAAACACGCGGCGAGCAUGGAAACUGGCGGCGCCUCGCGGACGUUACAUGUACUACACGGCCCUCCAGGUAUAGGUAAAACUACAGUAUGCAAAAAGGUUGCAUCUAUCCUGGAGAAGAGGAGCAAGAAUUUCGAUGGAUUUUACACAGAAGAGGUGCGAGAUCGAAGCGGCUCCAGGAUUGGUUUUGACAUCGUGCGAGUACGAGAUCCCGAAAGAAGAUUGUCCUUGGCACGAAAAAAAAAUUUAACGGACGCUCGGCAGGCUUCUGAGCAUCAAGUAGGAAACUACCGGGUCUUCUUGGAUAACUUCGAGGCGGUAGCGCUUCCACUAUUGGAUUUGAAUACUGAUAUAUUAUUCGUUGACGAGAUCGGCAAGAUGGAGUUAUUUAGCAAAGACUUUAAGAAGAAAGUAGCAGACAUAUUAUUGGGUUCCUCCAAGAGAACUUUCGUGAUUGGAACUAUUCCGCAAUUGCACAAAGUGUCACGACAGCACGCGGCACUGUUUGAGAAUUUACACGCAGACAAGAGAAUUAAGAUUCUAAAUGUGUCUCGCGAAAAUCGGAAUAAUUUACCAGAGGAAAUUAUUCGUUCUUUAUAA